AUGUCCACUGAGAGCUAUACUCUGGAAUAUGCCGAUCUUGAUGCUCUUGAUAUCUCGCGUCUGAACGACCCUCAGGGCAAGCAGGAGCUCGCAUCCCAAGUGCUCUCGUUUGUCAACAAAAAUGGAUUUUUUUACGUCAAAGGGCAUGGCUUGACCGGAGACCAGAUCAAGCGACAAUACAGUAUUGGAAGAGAGCUCUUCAACCUUCCACUCGAGGAGAAAUUACGAUGUAUCGCAAACACUGAAGCUGGCGACUUCCGCGGAUACAAGCCUCGCUCAACAGGUGAACUUGGAGCAAGAGACAAUGAUGAGAGAUACAACAUCCCCAAAUUUACGCCUGAGCACGAGAGGUCCCAUCCCAAACUGAUUCAAGACCAUUUUGAUGAAAUCAAGGAGUUCUCGUUGCAUGUGCAUAAUCAAGUGCUGUUGCCUCUACUACGCCUGUUUGCCUAUGUUUUGGAGAUCGAUGAGAGUUACUUCGCCAGUCGACAUAGGUACGAAGCUAGGGGCCUGGAAUACCUACGCUACAUGAAAUACUUUCCACGCACUGAAGCAGAAGAUGCCGCCGUCAACAACAUCUGGGCAAAGGGUCAUACGGACUACAAUACCUUGACCUUCCUCUUCCAUCAGCCCGUUUCGGGACUCCAGGUACAGACGCCUGAGGGCUGGAAGUACGUCAAGUCUUUCGAAGACACCAUCAUUGUGAAUGUUGCAGAUGCACUGGAGUUCCUAAGUGGCGGUUAUCUAAAGUCGACCGUCCACCGAGUUAUCCGCCCUCCACCUGAUCAGGCCGAUAAGCCUAGACUAGGUCUGAUAUAUUUCGCACGCCCUGAAGCCGACGUAGAGCUUGCACCUGUAGAGAGCCCUCUAUUGCAGCGUCUAGGUUUACAAUCUAGCACCGAAGAUGUGCCAAGAGGCGUCACUGCUGAAGAGUGGGCCAGAGCGAGAAUUGCCAAAGAUCAUAGAUUCAGAACGGGUCUUGAUGAAAGAAGAGAAGGCGAGAUUAUUGCCGGAGUACAUCAGAAGUUCUAUGAUUGAUAAUGACCUGGAUUCAGGGGCACAUGUUGCUACAACCGAGCUCUCAGCCUCUUUAGCCCCUUUCUGAUCCAGC
Aureobasidium pullulans EXF-150 is the source of this 1111-nucleotide messenger RNA. Its product is annotated as putative 1-aminocyclopropane-1-carboxylate oxidase. Lineage: Eukaryota; Fungi; Ascomycota; Dothideomycetes; Dothideales; Saccotheciaceae. Bases 1 to 1038 code for a protein of 345 amino acids. Gene Ontology annotation, molecular function: dioxygenase activity. The record is from RefSeq and is a predicted model, not a curated record. The transcript has 6 exons.